This is a messenger RNA of Metarhizium robertsii ARSEF 23, 1491 nucleotides long. RefSeq lists its product as uncharacterized. The coding region runs from base 1 to 1491 and encodes 496 amino acids. The record is from RefSeq and is a predicted model, not a curated record. NCBI's taxonomy places the organism in Eukaryota, Fungi, Ascomycota, Sordariomycetes, Hypocreales, Clavicipitaceae. The transcript has 2 exons.
AUGUCUAGGAACAGAACCUCCUGGAAUCAUCUACCUCCCGAAAUCCGAAACAACAUCAUUAGUCUUCUGCCCCUUCUCGGUGGGAAAUGCAGCCGGCUCGCAACCGUUUCCCGAGACUGGCACUCAAUUAUCGAGCCGCUCAACUUUGCCGAGAUCAGCCUUACAGUACCGCGGCUCGCAGACCUCGACUCUCGAGCUAUUUUGUUCCGAAAGAGAAGCCAGAUUCGCUACGUCUGGUUCCGCGUGGAACUGACGCAGUACGAUUGCACACAGUGUGAUACCACUUACUUGUCAUUUCGGCGCCUGGACAACGAUUUCAUCGCAGACGCGUUUGAUAGCUUGUUCACGACACUUUCCGCAUGGGAGCCUCGCGGCGAUUUGAUCCUCGACAUCAGUGUGUACUCGCCCAGUGACAACCAGCACUGGUUCAAACACCUCAGCUUCCGCUCAGACAGCAGCCUCGACGAGUGCUCGUCUCCCCGUGGACACGAACAGGACACGACCCCGAUAAACGACCCAGCUCAUGGCUGGGUUGCCGGGCGACAGGUCGUUACGCCCAGCUGGCGUGCCAUCGAGCAGACAUUCGAAGAAAUCAUGAUCGAAGGGCCUUUCGACGACGACCAACUCGAGAUGCACUGGUGGCGGAGUCUCCCCCUCGUGCCCGUCGUCGGCGUCGUUCUCCUCCGCCAGCAGACGCGCCGAAGAUGGAAGCCGGUUGCGCUCGCCAACAUGCUCACGCGCUUCCCCAACAUGAAGGAGCUUUGCUACGAGCCCUGGAGGGAGUGGGACAUAUUUCAGAUCUUUACCGAUAUACGCAAUACAGGCAACCAGACGCUGAUGGAGUCUUUUUCCUCGACGAAGUUGUGCAAGCUGACGAUAUUCGAGAACUUCAACGAGUCGUACCCGGAAAAAUAUUCACAGCGUUCCACUAUCAGGGAGCCGGACUCGGCCGUGAGCCAGAAACUUGCCAACGCCAGCCUGCACCUCACGACGCUAUCUGCCUCUUUCAUGGUCGACGCCGGUUUCUUCUUCGCAGCGCGUCAAGGUCCAUGGAAGUGGGAGAAGCUCACGUCUCUGGUGCUCACUUCGAGGGUCCUCACUCACGAUGCAGACCCCUCGGAUAUCAACAACAUGCUUCGAGACGCCGCUGCCGCCGCGCUCAAGAUGCCGAGACUUGACACGAUGGAGUUGUGGAAUGGCAGACGGGGUGUGGCAAUGCUCUUUCGCUACCAGAGGGCUCGAAAUGGGCAGUCGGUCAUCAUAACGGUACGGGGGACAUCGGACUUUUCUCUGGGGGUUGCCGCCACGGAAGCCUGGGAUAUGGUCGCCCGCCAGCAUCGCCAUGGCAGGGUCGUCGUACAAACCUCUUCGAUCGAUUCACGUGCUAUUCGAUGCCACGGCGAUGCGAUCCGCCAUCUGGGACUCUCGACUGACGUCGUUAGGCCUGUCUCGCUGCGUCAAAUCCUCAGCGAACACGAAUUUCAGGUGUGA